This is a messenger RNA of Theileria equi strain WA, 208 nucleotides long. RefSeq names its product ribosomal protein L39e, putative. Gene Ontology annotation, biological process: translation. Gene Ontology annotation, molecular function: structural constituent of ribosome. The transcript is spliced from 3 exons. Bases 26 to 181 code for a protein of 51 amino acids. The record is from RefSeq and is a predicted model, not a curated record. Gene Ontology annotation, cellular component: ribosome; cytosolic large ribosomal subunit. NCBI's taxonomy places the organism in Eukaryota, Apicomplexa, Aconoidasida, Piroplasmida, Theileriidae.
UAUCAUUUUAAAAUCACGAUAAAAAAUGGGUUCCAUUAAAUCGUUAGUUUUUAAGAAGCAUUUGGCUAAGAAGAUGAAGCAGAAUCGCCCUCUGCCUCAUUGGUUUAGGCUUAAGACUGACUCCCGUAUUAGGUAUAAUGCCAAGAGAAGGUACUGGCGCCGCACUAAGCUUAAGCUUUAAUUCCCCAAUUAUAAUUAUUGCUUUCUG